Messenger RNA from Ciona intestinalis (vase tunicate), 2999 nucleotides. Lineage: Eukaryota; Metazoa; Chordata; Ascidiacea; Phlebobranchia; Cionidae. The record is from RefSeq and is a predicted model, not a curated record.
CCUAUGUUAACUUUUCCUUAACAGCAUGACUCGACAACUUUAUCGUCAUGGGAUUUAUGGCGAAGUGUCUUAUAUUUAAUAGUAAAUGUGAAAAUACAAAUCAAGUGUAAGAAUGGCAAAAAAGAAGAGUAGCAGUUAUGAGCCGGAUCAUUUCAUUUCCUCAACUUCAUUAUUCUGUAAGAUGUUUUUUGGCUUCCUGGGUUUAGCAAUGCUUGCUACUGCUGCUAUACUUGUGGGAUAUUACUUUGGAUUUCUUGAUGCUGUGAAAAAAGUGGAUAUAAAUGACCCAGAUGUGGCUCCUGAACCAAUUCCAGGGGAAUAUUUAAUUGGUGUUGGACGUUAUGAUGUAACAGGACCCGUUGCACAAGUUAACAUGAUGGGGUAUGCUAACCCUUCGCAAACAGCUAGUGGGCUUCAUCAGCGUUUAUAUUCUCGGACAUUCAUUGUUUGCAACAAUGGAAAUACAUCGUGUGUGGUGUUUGCCACCGUAGACAGUGGCAUGGCUUCUCAAGUUGUCAAACUUGAAGUCAUUAAGCGACUGAAAGCAAAAUAUGGACCCACGCGAUACACUGAGCGCAACGUGGUUAUAUCUGGCACCCAUUCCCAUUCUGGCCCAGCUGGUUUUUUCCAGACCAUGCUGGUUGAGGUGACUUCACUGGGGGCCAUCAAGCAAUCUACGGAUUCAUUUAUCGAUGGAAUUGUUAAAAGCAUAGAGCAAGCUCACGCUAACUUGAGACUUGGGAACAUGCACAUCGGUACUGAUGAAGUGGUGGAAGGGAAUAUUAAUCGGAGUCCGAGUGCUUACCUUAAGAAUCCAUUGAAAGAAAGAGAAAGAUACCGCUACAACACAGAACACAACAUGACAAUGCUUAAGUUUCAAGCUACUAAUGGUGACCCAAUUGGUAUGUUCACAUGGUACCCCGUACACUGCACCAGCAUGAACUUUAGCAAUGAGUUGAUCAGCUCUGAUAACAAGGGAAGAGCUUCUGCUCUUUUUGAGAAAAUGAUGAGAAAAUCUGGAGAGAAUAAAGCUGGAAAAGAAUCUUUUGUUGGAGCAUUCGCGUCUGCAAACUUGGGAGAUGUUUCCCCUCGAACCAAAGGACCAAUCUGUGUUGACACAGGCAAAUCUUGUAACUUUGAAAAAUCGACUUGUAACAUUCCACCCCGGGUGAAAAAUUGUGUUGCUUUUGGACCCGGCGUCGAUAUGUUUGAUUCAACUGACAUUAUCGCUAAACGCCAACUUGAAACUGCAAAGAUUCUCUUUCAUAACAAAACAAAGGAACUGUUACAAGGACCUGUGAGUUGGGUGCAUCAGUACGUAGAUAUGACCAAACAACCUGUACAACUAAAUGAUGGUACAAAUGUUACUACAUGCAAACCAGGGAUGGGAUAUAGUUUUGCUGCGGGUACAACAGACGGAGCUGGUGCUUUCAACUUUGUGCAGAGCAUGACCGAAGGCACGUUGCUGUGGGAUACUGUGCGUGAUGACAUCAUUGUAAAAGUUGUGUGUUCUGAAUCACCACCACAAGAAUAUUAUGAUUGCCAUCACCCAAAACCUGUACUGCUACCUACAGGGUAUAUGGACCGUCCUUAUGCGUGGCACCCAACUAUAGUUGACGUACAAAUGUUACGACUUGGUCAACUUAUCAUCAUAGCUGUGCCUGGUGAGUUCACCACUAUGGCUGGCAGGAGAAUCAAGGAAUCUGUGCAGAAAGAAGCUCAAGCACAUGGUGUGGCGAAUGCAAAGGUGAUUCUAGCUGGUUUAUCCAACGUAUAUACUCACUACAUUACCACCCCUGAGGAAUAUACAGCACAAAGAUACGAGGGUGCGUCAACUAUAUAUGGACCUCAUACUUUCCAAGCUUAUCAACAGAAAUAUACAAGUUUAGUUGGUGACCUGGUAACUGGAAACCACGAAUCAGUAGACCCUGGUCUUUCACCAUCUGACACAAUCAAUGAACAAAUUGAGUUACUUCCGCCCCCCAAGCCCGACAGUGUACCUAAUGGUAAAUCUAUUGGUGAUGUCAUAAAUGAUGUCAACGGGACGUUUAGUGCCGGAGAUGAAGUGUCCGUCUCUUUCUAUGGAGCAAACCCACGUCAUAAUAUGAAGUUGGGCUCGUCGUAUCUCGCGGUUCAACAACAGCUCUCUAACGGCUCCCAGUGGCAGGACGUUUUCGUUGACACAGAUUGGGAAACCAGGUUCAUCUGGAGCGAGGCUACAACAAAGGCCUCUGAUGACGUCACAAUCACUAAAGAUAAAAAUGUGAUCACGGCUUUGUUUGAUGUCAUUUCUGCCACGGCUGGAGUUCACUUUGAUUACGAGGAGGCGUUGAUGUUGCAUGAAAGAGGAGAACUCCCUCUCCCCGAGUCAUUGCGUGAUGUCAUCAGUGAUGUAAGGGUUCGUCGCAGGCUUGUAAACAACCUACAGCUCUCUGGCGUCCUCAGGUGGGAGAAAUAUCAACCAAUCAGCAGCUUCGGAUCAGCCGAAAGUCAUGUGACCAUUGUUUGGAAUGUUCCGGUUGAUCAGCCUAGCGGAACUUACAGAAUCUCGUAUUAUGGCGACACACUCACACUCUCUGGUCAGGUGGUGCCAUUCCAAGGUUACUCGAGUUCAUUCAGGGUUCAGUGAACUUUGGUUGCCUUUUUCUCUUUUUCUUAAUUUUUGUUAAUCUCUCAUUAUUAUGCUGUGUACCAAAUUCAAAUAUGUUGUUUCAUUAAUUAAGUGCCUGGGUACACCUAUCUUUACUUAAUAGUUCUGUGGGGAAGAUGGGACAUCUUUAGUACAUAAUUUCAAAAUACCUGGUCGUUAAAAAGGUGUCCCAUCUUCUCUCACCCUACUGUAUAUUUAACAUUUGUUUUUAAUUUUCUGUUUGUGUGCAAUAAAAGUUAAUAUACUUUAAACGUUUUUGCCCCGGUAAGAAUUGAAAGUCCUUUUUCAACUGUAGUUAGACUAUUAGGUCAUGUUAUCACAUAAAUCCCAUAUUUCCUGAUUGUGUUUU